Messenger RNA from Phragmites australis (common reed), 2226 nucleotides. Its product is annotated as protein IQ-domain 26-like. The transcript is spliced from 4 exons. NCBI's taxonomy places the organism in Eukaryota, Viridiplantae, Streptophyta, Magnoliopsida, Poales, Poaceae. The record is from RefSeq and is a predicted model, not a curated record. The coding region runs from base 363 to 1439 and encodes 358 amino acids. Gene Ontology annotation, molecular function: protein binding.
AUGGCACAAACAUUUAUUUGACCAGAUCAGUGAGUAGCAGCAGCGGCUGCAGAGCCAGUACUGCUCCACCAGCGAGAGCCGAGUGCCGAGACUGAGAGCACCAUCCGGAUCACACUUUUCCUGGAGCCAUUUCCCGUUCGCGCCGAGUGUAGAAAGGGACGAGGCUUCAGCCGAAGAAAACGCCCAUCACACAGCUCGAUCUCGUGGCAUCCCAGAGACACCAGUAUAAACAUUUUGCCGGAUCGGAUCUUGGCGUGGGUUGUCGACCGGACAUACCCGGUUUUCUCCAAAAGCCGAGCCGGGGGCGGCCACUUGCGGCGAUUACCUCGUCGACCCUUUCGAGCUAGGAGGAACACGCCGCCAUGGGCCGUGCAAUGAGGUGGCUCAAGAGGGUGUUCUCCGGCAAGAAGGAAGGGAACAGGGAGAGCAAGGAGCAUAAUGCCGCGUGCGCCAGCGGUUGCAUCGCGCCGCCGGUAGAGAAGAGGAGGUGGAGCUUUGCGAAGCCGAGGAACAGCGUGGCUGAUGGCAGCCGGAGGCCCUCGGUGACCGCAGUAGUCGCCGGGGAGCUAUCGCAGGUUCGGCCGUGCAACUGCGGCAAGGAGCGCGAGGUCGAGGCCACCGUCAUGAUUCAGAAGGCAUUCAGAGGCUACUUGGCUAGGAAGGCACUGCGUGCUCUCAAGUCGCUCGUGAAGUUGCAAGCUCUGGUACGUGGCUACCUCGUGAGGAAGCAGGCCACCACGACUCUGCGCAGGCUGCAAGCGCUCAUGAGGCUCCAGGCCUCCUCGCACGCCCUCAAGACGGGAUCAUCCCGGAAAUCCACCGAACAAGAGCGGAUUGUUGUGCAAGAUGCGCGCGUUAAGCCGCUCAGGCUUCCGGUGGUGCAUCGCCGGCGGCUGUCCGACGGCGGGGACUCCGCCUUCGAGCGCAGCCCAAGGAUCGUGGAGAUGGACACGUGCCAGCUCCGCUGCCGGUCGUCACGGAUCACGAGCCGGUACUCCACCGACCCGCCGGCCUCCUCGCCGCUCCUCUACUUCCACAAGCCGCCGUCGCGCCUCCAGGAGCACGAGCCCCCGCACCCCAAGACGACCCACAACACGCCCCGCCUCGGCGCGUUCCCGGGCUCGCCGGCGGCGAAAGGGAGGCGCGCCGCUUCGUGCCGGGAGGCCAGCAGCAGCCCGCGCUACAUGGCGGACACGGCCUCGUCCGUGGCGCGCACCCGGUGCCAGAGCACGCCGAGGCAGCGGCACGGCGCGCACGCGGCACAGGCGGCCGAGCCGAGGCCCAGCCUUGGUCGCUCCGGCUCGAGGAAGCAGGCGCAGCCGCCGCUGCUGCAGCCGCAGGACAGCUUCAGCUUCAAGAGCUCGGAGGCCAGCCGCGUGGAGGGCUCGGAGUUCAGCGACGAGGUCACCAGAGACUACUACCUGGACCGGCUCUGGUGAUUCUGCCAUUGCACCACUGGUUUAGGAGAAGAAAGUACAACAUUUUGGUACAUAUUAGUAUUAGGAUCAAGAAGGUUUAGAUCAUGGCAAGAUAUCAUUAGACCACUAGUAUGACUACUAAUCUACUCCUAUGUAGCUCAAGUAUGGGGCAUAUCCAAGGAAAUAUCGUCUGUUCUACCUACUACUGACCAUUUGGAAUUGGAAAAAAGAAGCCACAUCUUGUGCAGCUGUGAACUUGCGAUUGCUUGCUUCAGUUCUGAUACUGUACAAGUGCAGCUUCAAAUUUCAAUUGCUCAUAUGGAGAAUCUGAUGCCGACGUCUAUUGCUCGAUCGUACAAAGGGCAUGAAGCAUUGGAUAUUGUAACGAAGGAAAUGAAUGGUUGGUAUACGGACAAGCUCCUGCGUUCUGUGUACCGGGAAAUCCUUUGCAGUGAAGGCAAGGUUCUGGUUGUCUGGUACAGCUCCUCCCAACUGCAUUGCUUUAUGGAUCGCUUAAAUGUUGACGUGCCGUUCUCUGAUGUGAAGUAUCAGGCAAGGAUCGUGAAAAUAGUACCACUAUUAGUGAAUCCGUACCAGACUACUAGAGCAUGGUUGCCCUUGCAAGUUUUCGUGUAAGGCGUCUGUUGAGUGUAGACAUGACUGGGUCGGUUUGCAAGAAAUUCAAUGCAUCUGCAUGUUUGUAUGGUGAGAUGAUAACGUCUGUUUCAGUCGUCUGAAUUUUCUUCUGAUUAGUGUGACCAACUGGCCAGUAGCCGAAUAUCAUAGUGUACCAAAGAUGUUGAAAACA